UGUUCCUAAAUUACAAUUGCGUUUAUUUUCAUUUUGAAAUUAGGUCAAAGACAAUACGGAACGAAAUGCUUUUAAGAUGCACCAUCCUGUUCGCUAUGUAUUAUGCUCGUCAAAUUGCUGUAGGAAUAGAGACUCAAGAAUAUAUUUUUGGAAAGGACUGUGUCAACUUCGAAGAAGUAAACGAAGAUCGCCAAAUACACCUUGAUUAUCGGGGACAAACAGUUAGUUCAUGUCCCUACAUGUCCUUCCAGGAAAAGGGGAAACAAACCAGUUAUGAAUAUCAAGUUUGUGUUUCACCAACGUGGUUCCAGGAUUUUUUCUGCAGUGUGGAGAUAGUAUUUAAGUCUGGAUAUAAUGGCAAAAAAUUAAAGAGCUUUACUUGUUCCAGUUCGUAUUCAAACUUAACAUUCUGUGCCGACGUUGGUGAUCCACUUUACGUUAAUUUUGAUCCUCAAAAUGGAAAAUCAACACACAGUGUCAGUUUCAGGUUUUUAAUUACUGCCUCAAGGCUUGGUUUCACUGACCUAGUAUUGGGUAGUAUUGGUGGCGCAUUUGCAGGUAUCUUAAUGCUCGCCUUUGUUGUUGCUUUCUUUUGCUGGUGUGUCUGUAUACGAAAACUUACAACGAGUCAAUCUGAACAGACUACAUCAAGUUCUGUCACAACUCAGCCUGCCUGUACGUACAUGUAUGUCACAUCUACUGCACAACCAACUGGAAAUAUCGAUUUAUCCUCGGCAACGACUUAUUCAGCACAAAAUUCAACACUUUAUGGUACUCAACCCUCGUUUCUGUCCUCACAAUCAGUCGAAUGGCAGCAAACACAAAAACAAACGUCCUUUCCCACCUAAAGUUAAAUAACAGUAAAAUCUUGACUGAUUUCAAUGGUUUUUGUUUUUGAAUUACUUCAUUUAAUUUUUUUUGUGUGUAGAACUGUUUGUCUGAGCCUAUUAAGUCGAAGGCAGAAAGUUCGGUUCGAAGGUCGACAAAACGCAUUUUUCCCGAGAACACAGUCAACAAAUAUUUUGUUAUACAGAAUGUAGCUUAUAUUUUAAUAAUUUGAUAUACAUGUACAUGUAUCUUUUACUGUCUUCUGUGAUGUAAACCUCAGGUCCGUCACUGUUAAAGAUCAACGAAUGCAAAAGAAAUUAAGCGCCGUCCAUUGUGUGACAUAAGCGGUCCAACAUCUCAUCGACAAGUGAAACAUAUGGAGAUUAAUAUGCUUAUCCAACAUCUCCCUUAGAGGUCAACCAUCGAUUUUUUUUUAUUUUUGAUUGAUUUAAAAUAUUUUUACGUUUUUUAAUUAGAACUCUAUUAUUUGUAACUGUUACGGAAAGUUUAUUGGAGUAUACGUGUGCAUAAUAAUUACCUUUUACUCGGUGAUAUUAGUUUUUAGUAAUUUUACAUCAUAUAUUAUAUUUUAUUAUUUGUGUUUUAUAAUCAUGAAUAAAGCUAAAAUUUUCUAUUAUGUAAUUGUGUUUUAUCCUUACUGCUAUGAUUCAGUUGACAGUUGAUUUUAAAUCAUAACACCAUCUUCUAUAUGGAAGGAAGAGAGAAAAUAUGUCAAGAUUUCUCUUGAAUGAUAUAUAAGUUGCAGAUUGAUUGCUUUUUGGAAAAAAAAUAUGCGGUGAAUAUAUGCAUCAUCAAUAAAUGUAAUCAAACAACAGUUUCUUUUAAAGGAAAAAACAGAAAAACUAGCUCUUUAAUUAAUUGUAGAGCAAUAUGCUCAACUAAAUAUCUUUAAACAAACACUUCUUAUCUUUUUUGCAGGAUAAUUAAGGGUGCUUCGACACAGAUUCGUUAAUAAUGUUUUCAGAUUUUCUGUAUAAUAUCAUGACUUUAGUCUUAUAUGUUGUCAUAGCAUUAUGCAAAUACAAGGAUAUAUAAUAACAAACUUUUUG
Saccostrea cuccullata (small rock oyster) is the source of this 1898-nucleotide messenger RNA. RefSeq lists its product as uncharacterized. The record is from RefSeq and is a predicted model, not a curated record. NCBI's taxonomy places the organism in Eukaryota, Metazoa, Mollusca, Bivalvia, Ostreida, Ostreidae. The transcript has 6 exons. Bases 66 to 848 code for a protein of 260 amino acids.